AUGUGGAAGAAACCUUUGUUCUUGUCUCAGAGCCAGUUAUUGGGAACUUCUUGUCACCUUGCAUUCCUCACUGGUUGGGGUGCGGUCAUCGGUGGCUACCCUGCUCAUUAUCUGUGGAGUGGUUGCCAUCUCAGUUGGCACAUCAAUUGCUUGGAGAUGCUGUCUGUGUUUCGAACACUGAAACGCUUUCUCUACAUGGGAGAUCCUUGUCAGGAGGGACCUCCUUUCACAAGCAGAGGGCAUGAUAUUCCACCCCGCCCGAAGUUGGAACAACUCGUAACAUUCGGUCUCUCAACCGAGGUUGUUGAAACCAUCCUCCAAUCUAGAGCUCCCUCUACAAGGAAGCUGUACACCUUGAAGUGGAAGCUUUCACUUCUUGGUGCAGAGACCACCAGCUCAACCCCUACUGGUGGCCAGUCAUUGGGCAGACAUGCCCUAGCUACAUGUUUCCUCAGCAGUGCACUGAGGCUGAGGCCCCCAGUAAGAACUCGUGUUCCCCAGUUGGACCUGGCCGUGGUGCUAGAAGCACUUUAUUUCUACAGGGCCAGACUCUUUAGAGGGAAAAAGCUGAAUGGAGAUUAUGAUAUUAAAGUUGAACAGGCUGAGUUUGGUGACAUCAGUGUCGUGGCUCAUGCUAAUGGAUCAUGUAAUGUGGCUGUACAGGUUUUGCAGAAUGAAAACAAAGUUUUCAGGUCAUUUAAGCCUGACUUUGUCCUGAUCCGACAGCAUGCUUACAGCAUGACAGAGAAUGAGGAUUUCCGCAACUUAAUCAUUGGACUGCAGUACGCCGGCAUUCCCAGCAUCAACUCCCUGGAGUCCAUUUACAACCUCUGUGACAAACCCUGGGCAUUUGCAUGUCUGAUCAGCACAUGCAAGAAACUUGGACAGGAGAAAUUCCCAUUAAUUGAACAGACAUUCUAUCCCAAUUAUAAAGAAAUGGUGACUAUGCCAGCAUUUCCUGUUGUCGUGAAAAUUGGGCACGCUCACUCUGGUGUGGGGAAGGUGAAAGUGGAGAACCCCACAAAGUUUCAGGACAUAGCGGGUGUGGUGGCUAUCACUCAGACCUACAGCACAUCUGAACCUUUCAUCGAAGCCAAAUAUGACAUCAGGAUUCAGAAAAUAGGAAAUGAUUACAAAGCUUACAUGAGGACGUCAGUCUCAGGUAACUGGAAGUCCAACACUGGCACUGCCAUGGUGGAGCAGGUGGCGAUGACAGACAGUUAUAAGCUUUGGGUUGACACCUGCAGUGAAAUCUUUGGAGGCCUUGAAAUUUGUGCAGUUAAAGCUAUUCAUGGAAAAGAUGGAAAAGAUUACAUUACUGAGGUAAUGGGUUCAUCUAUGCCAUUAGUGGGAGACCAUCAAGCCGAGGACCAGCAGCUGAUAGCAGACAUGGUCAUUGCCAAAUUGAAUCAUGUUACAGCACAAAAUCCCAAAAGACCAACAGCUAUUCAACCAAGAAAGAAUGCUGUUGUGGUUGAAGUAAAUCACGACCCACCACAGAAAGCUCCUCCACAAGGCUGUUUGCAGUACAUUCUUGACUGCAAUGGUGUUGCUGUGGGUCCAAAAUUAGUGCAGGCAAACUAAUACAACCAUGAAAGCUCUAAGCAUUUAAACUCCCGACAGGUUGUGUUCAAACAUUCGGACAGUGACCUGAGGUGUAAGGGAACAAAUAAUCUGAAUGAAAAGUCUUAAUUUGGGCCUGAUCGGUAUUUCAGGCUAUGCUGUGUAACUUUCACUGUUCUGCGCUUGUGAUGGUUGCUUUGUUUCUAUGUGAAGCGGUUGUCUCUUCAGGGUCGUUGUGUGGUAAUACAGCAGAUCGUGCCUAGUGUUCAGUGCCACUCUUUCCCAUGUACUUUUUUCUUGUUUUAUGUCUUGUGUUAUGUUUCAGUUAAUGGUGUUCAAAGAGUUAUAGUGUGUGUGUGUGUACCUGGUAUUCCCUAUGGUAAAGGGGAGCAGAAGUCACCACAAGGAUAGUAAUACCAGUAAAUUUUGACCUUGUGGGGACAAUUUAUUUUUUAUUUUUAAUCUUUAUUUUUGGUUUCCAUGAGGAAAUAAACUUAUAAAUCAAACAGAAUGAAGUUUUUUGAAAAAAAUGCAAAACGUUUUCUGUGAGGGGAAGGUUUGGGCUAAGGGGAUAGAAAAUAGUUUGUACAGUAUAAAACCAUUACACCUAUGAAAUGACCCCAUAAAACAUGGAAACCAGUGUGUGUGUGUGUGUGUGUGUGUGUGUGAAUGGUUGUAUUUAUAUAUAUGAAAGUAUGGAGGCUAUAAAAUAUAAGUGAACAUUUUAAUUGCAUGAUCAAAUGUGUGUGUCAUUGUGUGCUGAAAGGUAAUGUGUGUAUUUUAUUUUAUGACAUCACUGUUGAAGUAAUAGAUAUCAUACUUUAUGUACUUCUAGUAUUGUAAAUGUGUUACAAAAUAUGGUGAAAUGUGUUUGCUACAAUGGAUGAAAACUCAAUAAUCAACAUCAAUAAUGUUUUGUUCUUGUUACCAAUACUAUUGCAGAAAUGUAAUUAAAUAUAAAGCAAUAAAAUUAAAACUCUGAACAAACACAGAGUACUCCUAAACACUGAUUUGUAGAAAUGUAUAAAUGACACAUAAUUCACAAGGUAAAUGUUUUUUUAACAACUAGUCGGUGAAAUGGCAUGCAUAAAUGUAAGACAAUGUUGAUUUUCAACCUUAAGAGGUCAAAAUAAAAUUAAGUGUUUCAAUAAGGUAUAUGUUGAACGUCACCUGACCAAACCCAGGAAAUAAU
This is a messenger RNA of Carassius auratus (goldfish), 2755 nucleotides long. RefSeq names its product synapsin-2-like. The transcript has 11 exons. Gene Ontology annotation, cellular component: synaptic vesicle membrane; synaptic vesicle. Lineage: Eukaryota; Metazoa; Chordata; Actinopteri; Cypriniformes; Cyprinidae. Bases 1 to 1584 code for a protein of 527 amino acids. Gene Ontology annotation, biological process: neurotransmitter secretion. Gene Ontology annotation, molecular function: ATP binding. The record is from RefSeq and is a predicted model, not a curated record.